AUUGCAACCCAUGUACUGCUAUAUCAGGAUCGUCUUAAUGACCUAGCGAUUGCCUGUGUGCUGGGUAUUACAAGUGAAUUCAUGUCACUCAAAUAAUGGAUUGGCAAUACGAUAUCUGUACGAUACACCUACAUCACAUUUUAUGAGCAAUGGCCAGAACGAAUCGUGAGUGAUGGAGUUCCAUAAACGUAAACGAUCUCUCACUCCUCCACUAAGAGCCCCUGAGACAAAAAUCCAAAAAAGAACCCAUUCAGAACCAAACUAUGAACGCCAAUAUUCUAGCUACACGCCAUCAUGGAGAAACAGAUCUAGAGAAGACAGACGAGGGUCCUAUGACAGGGAAAUAUGGAUGGGAGAUUGGGGAAGGGGAAGAGGAAGGGGAAGAGGAAGGGAAAGAGGAUUCGGAUGGAGAAGAGAAAAUCAUUCAUGGCGAGGAAGGGAGAUCAGAAAUUACUCCUUUUUUUCUGAACCGUCUGAUGCAGCCAUAACGUGUGGAAUUGAUGCUAUGAAGUUGACAUCGAAGCUUCAGAGAAACGUUAAUAAAAAUAAAACAGAAACGAUCAAUUUUCUUCACGAAAUAUGCCAAUCGCCGAAUAGACAUUGCGUAAGAAGUGUCUUCAAAACUUUGUGGAAAGACAAGUUUUUCGGGCGGGAAGAUGUUUUAAUACUGCUAGAACAAAUUUUGUUAGAUCAAACAACGGAUGAACUUGACACCACUGUCUUGCUGACAGGAGACAUUGUUAAGUCAUAUUGUUCCUUCCUAAGCAGUAUUGGACACGUUGAUGAGGUUAUGAAAGACUUUUUGAACCGAUUCGAAGCACUUGUAGUUAAUUCUAAUAGUUCGCAUCCACGCUCUCUGGCUGAUUUUGGAAAACUAAGAUCUCCGGCAGACCACGACCUCGGUCUGGUUCUUAAACCUGGCAUAUCAGCGUUAUACAAUAACCCAAAAUUUGAAGAACGCCAAAUUACAGAUUCUUUUGAGAACUCACGCAGUCUUCUUGAGAGGGUAUACUAUCUGUACAAAGAAGACAUCACUCGUCCACUGGUCCGUGGUUUACGCAAACUAAGACAUUAUUUGAAAAACAGCACGGAUCUUGAGAAAUUUCGUGAUGAUGACAUACGUGUCUUUCGUGAUUUGCAAAUCAUCUCAAGUAUUGCUAGUCAAUCCAAUGGUCUGAUAUGGGAGAUGCAGCUAGAUACAACUCAGCCAUUAGUCAAAACCAUAAUGAAUAGACACAGAAGGCUAUUACAGAGAGGAACUUUGAUUUGUAUAUCAAAUGAUGUCUUCAAAAGAGACAUCGUGUAUGGAACUAUUGUAGAAAGUGACAAAAAAGAGGAUAUGACAAGGAAUGGCAUCGUCCGAGUCGAGUUUCAGCAAAGUUUUACUAUAAACCAAGGAAACAGCGGACAAUUGUUUACAUUGGUAGAAAGCAAAAGUAACUGCGUGGCAUACAUAGAUGCUCUAAUAGCUGUUCAGGUACAGUUGGAUGCAAAUGAGCAGCUUCCGUUUGAACAACAGAUUGUAUAUCACCAGCAAAACUUCAAUCCUCCAGGUUAUCUCACUUGUGAGCAUGAUGAUAAAAGACGAAUUUCUUUUGAAUGUCUCCGAAUGAAAUCUGAUAUUAGGAAAGAGAGUAUUGAAGCAAGAAACUCCAACGACGAGACAGGAAUCGUCAAAGACAUACUUGAAGGAAUGCUUUCAAAUAUCUGUGCUGAAAGGUCAGAUGUACACAUAUUCGAAACAGAAACAUGGGCCACUCCAGAUGAAUUGGGAAUGGAUAUUUCCCAGUACAGGGCAUUCUCUGACGGAUUAACACAAGGAUUGUCUCUUAUUCAAGGUCCACCAGGUACGGGAAAAACAGUCAUUGCUUUGAACAUAUUGGAGAUGAUGCUGAAUAAUCAAAAUGUCUGGAGCAAAGAGAUUAUUGGACCAAUCAUUCUUCUUAGCUAUACAAACCACGCUCUUGAUCAGUUUCUUGAAGGUAUAACACGUAUGCCAAUAAUGAAAUCAGCCCGGUGCACAGAUAUUGUCAGGGUAGGCUCGCGAUGCAAAACUGAAAGCUUAGAUAAGUAUAAUCUCGCACAUCGUAGAAAAGAGAGGCAUACAAAAAUUCGAAAGAAAGCACUUUUAGAAUUGCACGUGACUGCUGAUCACCACAAAGAGCUGUCAGAAGCCACCAGGACUUACCUUACAUCGCUCGUUCACGAAGAUUUUUUGCGGCAAGUCAACGCAAUUCCGGAAAACCUUUUCUGGUCGCUGAAGGAACGAAUUAUAUCGUCAUUGCCGUCAGAUGGAACUUAUCUUUGCAAAUGGCUUAGAAUUUUCGUGGAUGAUUUUGUCCUGCAGAAACGAGAGAACGCGGAAUGUUUCGAUACAAGUGAAGAAAUGGAAUCAGCUGAAAAUACAUCUAACGACAGGUUCGGUCUCGGAAUUGACCUAGAAGACUUUGAAUUUGAGUCGAUUCUGUUAAAAGAUCUAGACCGUGCCAAAGAUUUAAUGAAACAACCAACACCUAUUUUGACAUCUGAAACCGAAGAGGAUCUGAAUAAGGGAAUCAAAUACUGGUCUUUCAUUUCACCGAAGGCCAAGCUCGCAGUACUACAAGAAGUGAAACGCCGUAUCAUGCAGACUAAGCCAAUGUCAGAAGCAGAAGAAUGUAGCAUUGCAGAUGUUUGGGUCCUAUCUGUCGAUGAUCGAUGGAGAUUAUAUAAACUCUGGAUCAAUAAAAUUCUCAGGACAUUGAAAGAUGACAUGAUGUCAGUUCAGAUGAGUUACAAGAGUGCAUAUGGUAGAUGCGAGGAAUGUCGGCAUUCCAAAGACAUUGAAAUUUUCAAAAACGCAAGAGUCGUGGCCAUGACCACAUCACGAGCUGCUAUUGAUCAUGGAAAACUUCGAAGGAUUAACUCAAAGAUCAUGGUUAUUGAGGAAGCAGCAGAGGUACCAGACCAUCACAUAUUGGCGAGUUUGGUCCCAUCACUUCAGCAUUUAGUGAUGAUCGGAGAUCAUCUACAGCUCAGGCCAGGAUACAACGAUUACAAGACUGCAAUGAGAUUUGGUUUGAAUGUGUCAAUUUUUGAGCGUCUGAUAAGAACAGGACUUAAAUUUCAACAAUUGCAGUUCCAGCAUAGGAUGAGACCUGUAAUUGCAGAUUUGUUAACUCCGUCUAUAUACAGUGAAUUACAAAACCACGCAAGCGUUAUGGAGAUUACAGAUGUCCGUGGGUUGCAGAAUAAUAUGUUUUUUCUGAACCACAGCGAAAACGAACAUGCUGAUUCACAUCAGGAUAAGAAGAGCCACAAAAAUCAACAUGAAGUUGAUUUUAUCGCACAGUUAUACCGAUACCUGCGGCUCCAAGGUUAUGACAGUGGAGAUAUUACGGUGUUAACAACUUACAAGGAACAGGAGAGACUUCUACAGAGAGCCAUCCGAACUAUCGAGAAAAGUGAGAGGUUUGUAUUUAGAAAACCGAAGACCAGCUAUUGCGAUCUGAAUUCAAAACAAACUGGAUCUGACAAAACGGGUCCGUAUCAUAUCAGCAAAUACAGCUCGAUAGACGCAUUGCAAUUAGAGAAUUUUGAAGAGUGCAAGGAAACCUCUCCAGGGGCACGAGUCACCACAGUUGACAAUUUUCAAGGAGAAGAAAACAAAAUUAUUUUGCUAUCACUCGUUCGAAGCAAUUCAAAGGGACAAAUAGGAUUUUUGAAUGAACCGAACAGAAUUUGCGUAGCUUUAUCCAGAGCGAAAGCUGGUCUUUACAUAAUAGGUGAUUUUAACUUACUUCGAAAGAAGAAUGAUCUGUGGAGGCAAAUCCUUCAUAAAGCAGAAACAAAAGGAUGCGUAGGAUCUUCACUUACUCUUUACUGCAAGAAUCAUCCUCAGACUAAAACAAACGUUUCAAAGGCAGUCGAUUUUCAAAAAGUACACGAUGGCGGCUGCAGUCAGAAAUGUUCUGUUUCACUCGUCUGCGGUCAUGACUGUCCACGAAGAUGCCAUACAGAUGAUCCAAAUCACGAACUUAUAACAUGCAAGUCGAUAUGCGAAAAACCGUGUUCUUUGGGGCACAAAUGCCAGUAUUUGUGUUACAAAUGUCACGAGGAAUGCUUGCCCUGUAAGGUCAAAGUGUUAAAGACUCUACCAAAUUGUGGACACAAUGUGCCUGUACCAUGUUUUGAAAAACUAGAUGAAUGCAUAUGUACCGAACCAUGUAGGAGCAUCUUAGAAUGUGGACAUCAAUGUCAGAGAAAAUGUGGAACGACAUGUAACAAUUCCGAAAACUGUGAUGAACUCGUGAAAGUUACCGCGGACUGCGGGCAUGAUAUUCAGACAGCAUGCCACAGUAAAAAGGAUCCGAUCUGUUCGGUCAAGUGCAGGACGAAACUGACCUGUGGUCAUUUGUGUAAGGGAACGUGCCGAUCAUGUUUCUCUGGUCACUUACAUCAGCAAUGUCGGGAAAAAAUACAGUUCAAGCUAAAGUGCGGACACACAAUCGCAAUUGAUUGUAUUCUAGAAUAUUGGGAGCAAACAUACGGCGGACACCUCGAAAAAUGUCCAAGGGAUUGUAAGUGGCAAUGUAAACAUUUGGCUUGUAAGAAGAGAUGUGGAGAAUCGUGCACGAGAUGGCCAUGUAAUGUGCGAUGUACACAACGGCUUAGAUGUAGCCAUCUGUGUGCUCUGUUGUUGUGUGAUCACAAUGGUGCUCACUGGUGUGUAGAAUGUUCGAGGGAUUUGAUAAAUGGAGGAUUGCCGAGAACACAGCUCAACGUAAGAAAUCCACAUUACAUCAGACUCCAGCGUUGUAUGUGCAUUUUUCAAACCGAGGUGCUAGACGCGUACUUGAUGCAUCAAGAAGAGACGUCACCGCGUUGCCCGAAGUGUCGCAAGGAUAUCAUUGAUAUGCGCUACCACAACCUCUUAAAAAGAACAAGAAGAUUGACGGUCUCUGGCAAAAAAUGUCGUAACAAGGAUUAUAUUAAAUUGCGAAACAGUCUUCAAGAAGUUCUUGGUAUCCUUGAAAACAUUGCAGAACGUUUCAUUCCUGAUGUAUCCUUAGAUCUGAAAUAUAAAACAGUUUUUUAUCGAAUAUCUUACCGGCUGGAAAGAAGUCGCAAUGCGUUCUCAGUGCAGGAACUCCGAGACCUCUCAUUGAUUGUUCCAAAAAUGGUAAUAUCACUAAAAAUGUGUAAAGAAAGAAGCAAAUCAAACCCAGAAAGCAUGUCCGAGGAGCUAAGCUCUCAUUUAGAAGUAUGUGAGAACAAAUGUAGCAGCAUAUUUGCCAAUUUUAUGGAAGACAUUAAAAUUCCACAGUCUGGAACAAACGACGAAUUAAACAAAUUUGCAAACACGACUUCGAAAGGGUCGACUCUGAUGAUGAUCUUGCCUUCUAUCCAGCAACUCUCAGCGUGAUGGUGAAAGCAAGCAAAAUGAGUGAACGUCCAACGAAAAAACCCAGACGAAGAACAUGAUUGUUGAUGAGUGACAUUGCACCUUGUUGACAAAGUGUGGUUUCAGUAGGUACAUUGUAACUGGCAGUUUAGAGACAACGAAUACAUAUACAAUGUUAUACGAAUGUGUUUGUAGCAUAUUUUGACUUGCUAAAGUACUGUGUAUGCUUAACCUGUCGGAUUACUCUUCCCCUGUGACACAAAAGAGAGAAAAACUAUUUGGGAUAUACUGUAAGAAUGGAAACUGAUCGCGCUAAUUUACUCUACUCGAAAAUCGCGAAUAUUUCAACAUCGUGAUAAUUUCUACCAUUUCAAAACGUCGGGUAUUAUGAGCAAAUAUGACAGCUCUUUACAAUGACGAAAGGAGUGGACGGCUAAUUCUGAAGUGUUUUUGAUAACCAAGUACUUAAGUAUUUCUUAUGGAAGAGAAACCAGCUAAUGUAAUGUAUUAUACCGCAGGAGAAACAUGUAUGAUAACCACAAAAUAACAAAUGACGAACUAUCUAAGUAUUUGAUAAGUCACCUACAGCCAGGGAUGAUAAUUAUAUAUGUCUUACAGUAGAGUGUUUAUAUGUUUUAUUCUAUCAAGAAUUCGCGACAACCUGUAUGCGUCCGGAGUACAACUAAUUGAUGUGAUCAAAUAUCCUGUAAUCCGUCCGGGUAUGAUACAUUUUGCCAAGGAUUAAUGAUGUACGAUCGCAGAUGUUUUUCAUUGUAUCUUCUGGAUUAUACUGACGGUGUUUGAUAGUUUGUGUACCGUAUUCCAUGAAAGUAUCGUUGGGACGAACUGCUUUAUCACUACUCGAGAUAACCAAGUAAACUUUGAACAAACAAGGACAUGCGAACGUGUAUAUCUAUAUUGUGAUACCAAGGACAGAUUACAAUGGCAAUAUAUCAGUGUUUUCAUUUUCUAUUGCAUCACAACGGGAAUACUAAGUGUGGACCGUCUUUGAGUGUGAAACAAUUACCUGGCCAUGGGAACCGUUAAUGGAUAAUACAUAUAAGUGUUAUGAUAACUCUGUAACCUGUUAUAUCUUUUGCCGAGAACAUCAAGCACAGAAAAUAUUGCGUGGUAACUUUAAUGGCCUUUGUUUCUCACGGGAAAUCUGAAGUAUGAUUAAAUGUGAACUGGAAGAAUGAAGUGUUUUCCCACAUGGCAUUCAAUAACCUUUUAAAUUACGUACAUGGAAUACAUUGAUUUUACCCGCUACCAAAUAAUAUCUUUAAUAUGUUUUUUCGAUCUUUGCUUUCCUGAAAUCAAAUGAUUUAUAAUAAGCGGGUAAAAAGAUAAGUGAGAAACAUUGUAAUAUUCAAAAACAUUCCUAUUUUGUUUUACUUUAUCUAAAUUCCAUGACAGGAUGUCUUAUUUCAGUUUCCAGAUGAGUAAAGUCAUUUUAACAUGUACGCACGACAACGAAGCUAAUUAACUUCCAUCGUUGCCAUCAGUAUUAGAAUAUUUUUGCAUUUUUGGAAUUGUAUCGGCAAGUAUAAAUAUGUGUAAGUAAGUUUUUCAUAGAAAGAAAUGUAUUUGUUGGACUUUUAGCGCAUUGUAAUUAUUUUGCACAAUCAUUAUGAUAUAUACAUGUACUGCAAUUGUUAUUAUUGUAUAUGUGUUAACAUUGCUUAUUGUUUUUGCACUGAACUUUGUUGAAAUCUUGACGUCUUUAUUUUGCUAAACUUUUUUUAACCAUGACAUGACUUUAAAAAAAACUAGUUGUCCGAAGAGCCUUAUGCUUGACCACAGUUCACUUGUAAAUAUGUUUGCUCUUAUUUUUUAAUACUAUACAAUAUCCGAUCGCAUGGAAACUUCUAACUUAUUUUUUUCAUUGUGUUUAGAUAAAAGUAGGCCAUGAUUGUUAAUAAUAUGAUGUGUCAUGUAUCUAUGAUUUUUUUUUCUUUUUUUCUAAUGAUUGGGGUUUUGUUGAAAAAUUUCAGAUACAUGUAAGAUGAAUGAUAUGUUAAUCUGAUUUGUGUUAGCGGUCUCCGCAUUCACAUAAAGCACAAACUUCUGUUUUAUAGCAUUUUAUGCUUCAACAAAGUAGUUCAUAGGUCGUUAUUUUUUUCGUUAAUGCUUUUUUCAAAUAUAUUUUUUUCUGAUUAUUUUGAUGCCAUAGCUGAUAAAUGUCGACGGGGCGAUUUGCAUGAUAUCAGAGUAUAAAAAAUUAAAUAAGAUUUCGCGAAAAUACUCAAAAUGAAAGAAAUAAUUUAAAUGACAGCGUCAAUUGUACAUGUAAGUAUGCUCUCGCUCUUUUACCUUUAUCAUACUAUUUUGAUACUUUUAUAAAGUGUUUUAUGACGGUUGUCAAGCAAGUUCAGUAAUUGAAUAAUAACAUUAUAUUUUUAACAAGUUGAUGAUUUGCAAAACAAAUAUUUGUUACAUUAUUUUUGUGUUCGUCUGAAGCGUGGUAUUAUUAGUCUUGUUCGAGUUAGUUGUAUUUGAUGAAUUAAAUACCAACCACAUUCUCUAUCUUUCAUUAGCAUUUUUAUUUUACAACACUUGAUGGUGCAAUCUCAUCUACCACUUCUACAUUAAACAACAUUGUUUUAUUGGAUGUUGAAAGAUCCAUUGACAUAUGUUAUUUUCUGUAAAUUUUCCCUUUUUAAUAUUAUUAAACUGUAUGUAUGCAGUUUAUUUUCAGUACACAUCAACUAAUAGAAAACAUUUCAACAUUUACGAUCUUACUUCCGCAAUUUCUUGAUUUCUUGACAUUGUAGAGAUCACAGUCUUAAACUAACGUUUCAAUUUUCCUUUUCAAUAAAUUAAAAACAAUUUUGUUUCUACAGAGUUGUUAAAAACCGAAUUUGACACAAAGUAUCUCUACUUAAUGAGUAUUAAGGAUACCGCAAAUUUGAUUGGUUUGAUCUUAUGAAACCAGUUUAAAUCAAUGGCUAGUCAAAUCAACGAUGUGCCAACAAUAGUCUAUGAUAUAUCGAUGUAACUGUUAAUGUUUGGUCAUUUUUACAGAUUUGUUUAAUAUAUUUUUCCAUAUAUAUUCCAUAUGAUGCUUGAAACGAACGCAAUCUCAUUCUAUAAUGUGAACAACAUAGUUACCCCAAACAACAUUUUUGAUGUUCAUAACAUAAUACUCACAUUUCACAAUUUAGUUGUAACCAUUACAAUCGUUUCCGUAAACUAAAGCUAUCGUUUAUAACGUGUCCGAAGAUUGCAUAUUUUUUCUGCCAACAGGACAAAGCUAUAUGACGUCAUCGACUGUAGAUGUGAACUGAGUGUACUAUUGCCUAAUCUGAUUAGAUAGAUUUAAAACAUGAAAUAUGCUGUAAACAUCAGGGGAAAUGUUCUAUUUUCGUUAAGUGAUGUGAUGUUACUCUAGCUGAUCACAUGCUAUUGGAUAGAUGCCUUCUGGCCUUAACAAAAUUGAAAAGUGUAAAUUCAACAUGUUUUAUUUUUUUCAAUUAGGAUCCUUUUAUAAAACGGUCUAAAUUUAAAACAUAAAGGAGCAUUGCUCAUGAUCAUUUGAAUGGCGAGAUACAUGUACAUGUAUCCUUUUAGACUACUGAUUUUAAAAUUUCACAACAUUCACGUACGGCAACUUCGAUUAAUUGCAGGAUAACGGAUAUUGUGUACUGUGUAAUUGAUCGUACACAUCAUUGAAACUCAAACCUAGAAAAAUAUUACCAAAAAUGUUAAGUGGUUUACUUACAGCGUUUCGGGAUGAUGAUUUAACCUCUUUACGCAAUAAGACUGCUUUACAAUUUCGAACUGUUUGUAAAUAAUUUUGAAUGCAUUAUUCCGCGUUAUCACAUCUUUGAUUGUUUCUCGAUUUUUGUGACUGAUAAACAUCUUGGGGACAUAUUGUUUUUGCUACAUUUCUCAUUAUUUUUAUUAUAUUUUGGUAUUUUUAUUAUUCUUAUUUCUUCCAAUUUCUUCCACAGACUAGGUUUCCGACAUGUUUCUCGAAAACCUUAGGGCGGAAUUCAACGAAACUUUAAAUGAGUGUUCGUGUAUGACAGGCGGUGACAAGAGUAUUUUCGUUUCUCGAUCGGUCAUCCGACUGGUCAGCCGGACGGCGGCCUCUGAUUGGUCGAAAUUUAGACAUUGUCCGAUUUUGAUGACAUUUAGUAUAUAGAUGUAAUAUGGCACUACCAAAACAACUGCGGUGUUUGUUUUGUGAUUAAGCAAAAUGGCCGCCAUUUCCUGACCUCUGAUUGGUCGAAAUUGAAAUAUUGUCGCAUUUCGAUCAAAUUUGGUACAUGUAUGUAGGUGAAUCAUGGGACAAUGAUCAUUUCCGUAAGUAAGGUUUCACAUUUCAACAAUAUGACCGCCGUUUGUUUUCCUCUGAUUGGUCAACAUUUAAAUACUGUCCGAUUUAGAUCAAAUUUGGUGCAUAUGUGUAGUAUGGCACUACGAAUACAACUGCUAUGUUUGUUUUAUGAUUAAACAGAAUGGCCGCCAUUUCCUGACCUCUGAUUGGUUGAAAUUUCAGUAUUGUCCGAUUUCGAUUAAAUUUGGUAUGUAAAUGAAUCAAGGGACAAUGAUCACUUGGGCCCCGUUUCCUGUCCUCUGAUUUGACGAUAUUUAGAAAUUGUUCUAUUUUGAUCACUCGAUCGGCCCCCAUUUCCUGCCCUGAUUGGUCGAAAUUGAAAUAUUGUCCAAUUUUGAUCAAAUUUAAUAUGUAAGUGUAUCAUAGGACAAUGAUCACUUCCGUAACUUAGAUUUCACGUUUCAACAAAAUGGCCGCCUUUUUAUCCUCUGAUUGGUCAAAAUUUAAAUACUGUUCGAUUUGGAUGAAAUUUGGUAUAAAGGUAUAAUAUGGCACUACAAAAAACAACUGCAGUGUGCGUUUUAUAAUGCAACAAAAUGGGCGCCAUUUCCCGGCCUUUGAUUGGUCGACAUUAAUGUAUUUUUGUUUUUAUGAAAAUUGGUACAAUGUAUAUAGGUGUAUUAGGUGACUGCGAAUUUUAUCGCAUAGGUUUCUAUGCCAUAGCAACUACACUGAGGCGUUUGAUUGGUCGCAGUUGAGAAAUUAUUUGAUUUCACUAAAAUUAAGUACGUAUAUUGUAGUUGUAUUAAGGCUUUGCGAACCUUUUCUGAUGCAUUUUUGCGACUAUGUGGGCAGUUUGGGGGACAUCUGUAAUGGUCCCCCAUUACAAUUAAUACUUGUUCUUAUUGCUUUUGUAUAAGAUAUUGCAUUUUAAUGUAAAUGAUGUGUUAAAUCUACAAUAUGGCAAUGUACAUUUAUAUCUAUAAGACGUAUUGAGCUGCACUUUUGUAAGAAUGGUUAUCCCAGUAGUUUAAUUACUGUUUCGCUACUGUUUUGCAUGUGUUUCGAAUGAAAUGUAACUUUCGAAAGAGUCCAUGUCAGUUCCCGAGCAAAAUUAACUUCAGAAAAACUGAAGUUAAUUGAUGGUCCCGGAAAUAUUUAAAACUGGAAUACCCAUUCAUGUGUGUUUUCGUUGUAAGUUCAUUUGUCAUUAUAUUGCAAUUUGGAUUUAUAGAACAGGAAAUAAGAGAUAAGGAAGUGAUGUACCCUGCAACUGCAAUGAUGCAUACACAUAUUUAACCUUAUCUACAUGUAUCUGAAUGCAAUAUUCAAGCAAUUGAAGAUUAUACAAAUGAACUACCUAUGUAUUAUUUUUCUAAAUUGUCUUUGGAUGCAUUUUCCUACAAUAAAUCACUAUAUUGAUUUGAA
Messenger RNA from Mizuhopecten yessoensis (Yesso scallop), 11093 nucleotides. RefSeq names its product NFX1-type zinc finger-containing protein 1-like. The transcript is spliced from 3 exons. The record is from RefSeq and is a predicted model, not a curated record. Gene Ontology annotation, molecular function: helicase activity. Gene Ontology annotation, biological process: regulatory ncRNA-mediated heterochromatin formation. Lineage: Eukaryota; Metazoa; Mollusca; Bivalvia; Pectinida; Pectinidae. Bases 173 to 5404 code for a protein of 1743 amino acids. Gene Ontology annotation, cellular component: nuclear RNA-directed RNA polymerase complex.